Messenger RNA from Symbiodinium natans, 3705 nucleotides. NCBI's taxonomy places the organism in Eukaryota, Dinophyceae, Suessiales, Symbiodiniaceae. The record is from the annotation of a GenBank genome assembly.
AUGCCACAUGCGAUACCAGUCAACCAGCUUCCUGGACUAGGUGACGAUGAAUAUCCCGGGUUUCCAGCACAGGCAUGUCCUGCGGAGUUGCCGGACCUUUCAAAGCACUGCAGCCUGUGUGCGGACGUCCUCAAGGACAAUCCGGAGAUAUACCAGGAGCUGAAAGACCGUCAGACUUCCACAGGUGUCUCACUGGCACGGUGUAUCAAGACAGGCAUAGAUAACCGGGGACACCCGUGCCUGAAGUCAAUGGGAGCAGUGGCUGCCGAUGCGGAGUGCUAUCAGGUCUUUGCGCCUUUCUUCGACAAGUUGAUUGAAGGGCGGCAUGGGAAGGUGCCCGUGGCUCACACGAAGUGCCCCGGGCGCCGAACCCUCACAGCAGAAUCGGCAGAGCCGUUGGAGGGCUAUGUGAUCUCUUGCAAAGUCGCGGCUUCCAGGAAUCUGGAUGGGAUGCCUUUCCCACCGGCUGCUACAAGAGACCAGAGAAAAGAGGUCGAGCACAUGAUCACAGGGGCUGCGCUGCAGAUGGAAGGCGCCCUUAAGGGCACCUACUUCCCCCUCGUGGGCUCGUCAUCUUACCCGUCGAAGCCAGACGGCAUGACGUUGGAGGAGGAAAAGAUGCUGGCUGACGACCACCUCCUUUUUUCCAACCCAGAUGCGCCGGCAGUGCUCAGCACUGGUUCCGGGCGGCAUUGGCCGCACGGUCGAGGCGUCUUCGUCAAUGAGCGCAAGAGUCUCACCCUGUGGAUCAAUGAAGAGGAGCACCUGAAGGCAAUCUCUCAGAGACAAGGCGGCGAUGUUCAAGCUGCAUUUCGUGAGCUCUCAGCGGUGCUGGCACACAUCUCUGGCAACCUGGCCGGCCGGACGACUUUUGCUCGGAGCGAUCGCUUGGGCUACCUGACGUCCAACCCCGCGAAUAUUGGCACAGCACUUCGGGUCAGCGUGAUAGUGAAGCUGCCCCUGUUGAAGCAGAAGAAGGAAGAGCUGCUUCAGUGGUGCUCUGCCCGCCGGCUGGUCGGGAAGGGCGCUAUCAGCGAGUCUGGAGACCGCAUGCGUGAUUUGGUCGAGGUCUCUAGCCGUGAUCGAAUCGACAUCACCGAAGAGGAGACGGUCAACGUCUUGGUGGAAGGGGUGGCCCAGCUUGUCCGCGCAGAGCGACUUCUGGAGAUGGGCGUGGACGCAGUUGAGGCAUUGGCCCAGCAGCAAGCGCCGGCAGCGGCCUGCGCGGGCCGCAGUGCAGGAGGAGAUCUGACCCCAAUCGACGAGCUGGAAGCUGGUUCAUGGGAUGCGGCAGGCAAUACCCUCAAAGACUUGAUCAGCACCGCGGUUAUCUCGUCCAGCACAGCCUUGCAAGAGGGCGCUGAGAAGGAAGUCGUGGGAGGAGAUGCACAGGCCGACAGGGCGUUGUUGGAAUUGAAGCAGCGUCUGGCCGGCGCAAUCAUCGUGGCUUCCCAAUCAGGACAGCUGGAGCAGGCGGUCAAGGUGCUCGCUGGAGAUGUGGGCUCCAAGCAAGAGGCAGCCGCCAAGAAGAUCCAGGCCCUACAGAGGGGGAAUUCUACCCGGGCGGUCGUGCAGCAGGAGAAGGCGGAGAAAGUGGGUGCCGUGACACGAAUCCAGGCUGUGCAGCGUGGCAAGAAGACUCGAGAGGACCUCCAGAAGCUGGAGUCUCCACAAGAAGGUCGGCUUGAGAAGGAGGCAUCACCUGAAGAGCCUCAGAGCAUCAGGCCAGAGCCAGCUGCAUCCCAGGAGUACCAGGAGUUCCUGCGGCACAGGAUGGCGGAUGUUCUGUCCACGGCUGCGCAAAAUGGCACCCUCCAGGAGGCACUGGCUGCCAGCAGAAUAUGCGAGCAGGAGGAAUCUGCCAAGCCGGACAUGCCCGAGGACGAGAAGGACAUCCUGCGUGCCCAGCUGGAAUCCAGCCUUGUACGAGGAGGUCUCCAAAAGGCCCUGGCAGAAGAAGCUGACCUAGAAGAAAUCCGGCUACAGCUGCAAGCGUCCAUGAUGAAGUCGGUGUCCGAUGGUUCCUUAGAGGCGGCCUUGCAAACGGUCUUUGCUGCCGACCAUGCGGACGACGAGGAUGCCGUGACAAUUGUCGCGGAACAGCCGGGCACAUCGGCUGACGUCGCCGAGUUGGGCGAUGUGGAAAGUGUCGAGCUCGAGAUGCUCAAGGAGCGAGUCGCGCAGAAGAUGGUCAUGGCCAGCUUGGACGGCACGCUUCAGGGUGCGCUUGAGGCGCUUCAGUGGGCAAAGCCAGCAAAGCCAGCAAAGCCUGAUGUAGAUGACCUGCGCCUAAAGCUCGCUCGUCAGCUCAAGGGGGCUCUUGCAGAUGGCUCCUUAGAGGAUGCCCUGAGCAUCGAGGCCGCACAAAGAGCCAAGCCGGGCCAAAAACACACGAGGCAAGCAGAUGACGAGGCCCUGCGGGAGCGUGUUGCUUCCCAGCUAGAGAAGGCUUUGACCAACGGCUCCUUGGAAGCGGCUUUGCAGAGCGUUAAGGGUCGUCUGGCAGAUGGCUCUGCAGAGGACGCCCUGAGAAUCGAAGCCCAGGUGGGCCAAGGGCAUGGGGGGCAGACAGAUGACGAGGACCUGCGCGAGCGUGUUGCUGCGCAUCUAGAAAAGGCUUUUACCGACGGCUCCUUGGAAGCGGCUUUGCAAAGUGUCAAGGGCGUUCUGGCAGAUGGCCCCGCAGAGGAACCCCUAAGCAUCGAAGAGAAAUCCGGCCACACACACGACGAGGACCUGCGCGAGCGUGUUGCUGCCCAGCUGGAGAAGGCUUUUAGCGACGGCUCCUUGGAAGCGGCUCUGCAGGUAUGCGUUGUUCCCAAGAACGCCCAGGGGGCCCCUCACGGGGCCCAGAAUGCGGCCUUGCCGCCUGAGCCAGGCUUGGAAGAUGAUGUCGAGGCACUGCGACAGAAGCUCGCCCUUCGCCUCGAGGCCUCGGUGACGGAUGGCUCCUUAGAGGCUGUGCUAGCCGAGCAGGCUGGAGAAGCAGCCAGGGACCCGGAGGAUCUUCGGGAGAAGAUGGGUUCGCAGCUACUGGCUGCCUUGCAAGAUGGAUCCCUGGAGGCGGCGCUGGAGGCUAAUGCUGCGGCAGUCGAGGAGGACUCGUCGGAUCGCUUGAGGUCCAAGCUGGCAACGUCUUUGUCCCAGUCCUUCUUGGACGGGUCCCUCGAAUUGGCUCUCAGCACCGGCACCAGCCUGGAGAUCGAACCUUCCAAGCUACAGGUCGCCAAGCCCGUAAGGUCGCGACCACCGUCUGCAAAAGCCAUGAGCAGCGCCGUUGGGCUGCUUCAGGUGCUCUCCAGCUACGACCGUAGAGUCGGAAGACUCCAGGCCUCAAUCAACUCGGCAGAGAAUGCGAUCCGAGACCGGAUCCAACAGACGGAGCUGCUUCAGGUCCGGCUCCAGGCAGCCCGGGGUGAUUUGCGAAGUUUGAACGAGAUGUGGGUGCAGCAGCAGACGGCCAUCAACGCGGAAGACGUGCGCGCCUUGACUCUUCAGGAGGCACGGCAAAAGGCUGCCGACAGUCUGGAGCUCGAGAAGCUGAAGCGCAAACAUGCCGCCAUCGAAAUGGCCUUCGUUUGCGCGGCUGACGCGGAUGCGCAUCCUCUCGGCAGUCGAUAUGAGAUAGCUUCGACAGCUGCCUCGGGACAAGAAGCAGGCUGCAGCAGGCAGGAUUCACCACUCACAACCUGGCGGUCUCAGUGA